GUAAGUAAAUAAACAUACGCCCCUGCAAAAGUUCUCUCAGCUUCUGUAUAUCUUCUCUUUUCCAAACAAAACGAUCUCUGAUAAUCUGACAAUGACGACUUCUGUGAAGAACAACUUCAUGCCUGCUGCGCUGAUCUCGAAUCUUCAGCAAGUACUAAUCACCCGAAACGACGCCCUUGAAGAACAGUCCAACUCCAAGUCCAAGGAUUCAAGUAACGGCCAGGAGGCUAAUGUAGAGAAGAAUAGUGAUAAGCCAGUAAUAUUAGUGACAAACGGAGAAGGAAUAGGGUCUCCUGGACUUACGUUACUCGUCGAAUCGCUUGUUCGAGAUCGUCGGUUUAACGUCCAUGUCUGCGCGCCUCAAUCGGACAAAUCGGCGUCUGGUCAUUCUGUGACGGUGAGAGAGACUGUUGCUGUGAGUUCAGUUGAAAUGAAUGGCGCUAUUGCUUUUGAAGUUUCUGGGACUCCUGCGGAUUGUGUUUCUUUAGCUUUAUCUGGGGCGUUGUUUUCUUGGACAAAGCCAGUUUUGGUAAUUAGUGGAAUAAACAUGGGAUCAAGCUGUGGCCAUAAAAUGUUCUAUUCUGGGGCUUUUGCUGGAGCUAGAGAGGCCCUGAUCUGUGGGACACCUUCACUUUGUCUAUCAUUAAACUGGAAGAAGGAUGUGAGCUCUGAAAAUGAUCUAAAAGAUGCAGCUAGUGUCUGUUUACCAUUGAUAUAUGCGGCUGUAAAAGAUAUUGAGAGCGGGAUUUAUCCCAAAGGUUGCUUAUUGAAUGUGGACAUUCCCACUGGUCCCUUAACUAAUAAGGGAUUGAAGGUGACUAAGCAGAGUAUGUCGAGGUCAUCUCUAAGCUGGCAAGCAGUAUCCACAAACAGACAUCCUUCUGCUGGCCACUUCAUGUCCAACCAGCAAAGCCUUGGUAUUAAGCUUGCACAGCUCAGUCGGGAUGCCUCUGCAGCUGGUGCAGCACGCCGCUUAAACUCACAUCGGAAGAAUGUGGAGAUUGAAUCUAUUGGGGUUGCUGGAAAGUUUAAUACUCAGCAAACAGUAAAAAAGUACUUCCGAUUAGAGAUCGAGGAGAAAGAUACAGAAUAUGUAGAUGACGAUCUAGAUUUUAGAGCUCUUGAAGAUGGAUUUAUUGCUGUCACUCCCUUUUCUUUAUCUUCAACAAUGCAAUCAGAGAUUCAGACCUUGGUUUCAGAUUGGAUUGUUGCUGCAAAAUGCAAAUAGCAGAAAUUUUGAAGCUUUCAUCCUAUAAAUCCACUUACGUGGCUGAAAAUGUGUUGGCUAGAUAUUAUCUGGUAACGUAUGAAGCAGAUGCUUUCAGUCCCUCUCGUUGAUUCUUAGGAUAUACAGGUUUUAUGCGACUGUUAAUUUAUAGAUAUGUUACAUUGCAUUUUGUAAAUUAAAUAUGUUUCAGUUCUGUUUGAGUAUCUUUUAUCUUGGAGAUGUGUGGUCUUGCUUUAA
This is a messenger RNA of Mangifera indica (mango), 1465 nucleotides long. Its product is annotated as 5'-nucleotidase SurE-like. The record is from RefSeq and is a predicted model, not a curated record. The transcript is spliced from 10 exons. Lineage: Eukaryota; Viridiplantae; Streptophyta; Magnoliopsida; Sapindales; Anacardiaceae. Bases 92 to 1228 code for a protein of 378 amino acids. Gene Ontology annotation, molecular function: nucleotidase activity.